Molecule: messenger RNA, 4008 nt
Organism: Paracoccidioides brasiliensis Pb18
Product: xanthine dehydrogenase
Exons: 5
Coding region: 1-4008 (1335 amino acids)
Molecular function (GO): molybdopterin cofactor binding; iron ion binding; FAD binding
Source: RefSeq, a predicted model, not a curated record
AUGUCUCCUUUGAUCAUCCAACGGCCCGACUCCUCAAUAGAACUGAAACAUACUCCUUCGCUAGCUUCAGUAACUGAGAGUUAUGACGAUACGCUCCGAUUUUACCUCAAUGGAAUCAAAGUCGUGCUGGAAAAUCCCGAUCCUGAGGUUACAUUGUUGGAAUAUCUGAGGGGCGUUGGACUUACGGGGACGAAACUGGGAUGCGCUGAAGGGGGAUGCGGUGCUUGUACAGUGGUUAUUUCACAACUUAAUCAGACAACGAAGCAAAUAUAUCAUGCAUCUGUUAAUGCUUGUCUCGCACCGCUCGUUAGCGUGGAUGGGAAACAUGUCAUCACCGUGGAGGGUAUAGGAGAUGUGAAAAGCCCGCAUGCGGUUCAGCAAAGAAUGGCUGUUGGAAACGGUAGCCAGUGUGGGUUUUGUACUCCCGGUAUUGUCAUGAGUCUAUAUGCGCUGCUCCGUAACGACCCUGUGCCUUCAGAGUUUGCGAUUGAAGAAGCAUUCGAUGGCAACCUUUGCCGCUGCACAGGAUACCGCUCUAUCCUCGAUGUCGCGCAAUCGUUUUCUUGUGGCAAAGCAACCGCAAAUGGCGGUUCAGGCUGCUGCAUGGAGAAAAAAUUAGGAGGUGACUGUAAAGGUAGGAUGGUUACGGACGGCACAACCACCGCCGAGAGAACGUUCGAUUCGCCAGAUUUCAUCCCCUACAGUCCUGAUAGUGAAUUAAUUUUCCCACCUUCAUUGCAUAAAUUUGAGUUCAAACCGUUGACCUUUGGAAACAAGGAAAAACGGUGGUAUCGCCCCGUUACCCUGCAACAGUUGCUGGAAAUUAAGGAUGUUUGUCCGUCUGCCAAGAUUAUAGGGGGCAGCACCGAGACGCAAAUUGAGAUCAAGUUCAAAGCUAUGAAAUACGUCGAUUCAAUAUAUGUUGGUGAUAUCCCGGAGUUGAAGCAGUACGCUAUGACGGAUGAUUACUUGGAAUUGGGGGCAAAUGUUUCCUUGACGGAUUUGGAGACUAUAUGCGACGAAGCGGUUAAGAGGUAUGGCCCGAAUAAGGGUCAGGCGUUUGUUGCAAUCAAGAAACAAAUCAGGUACUUUGCUGGAAGGCAGAUUCGGAAUGUUGCGUCGCCUGCGGGAAACAUAGUGACUGCUUCACCGAUAUCCGACCUAAAUCCAGUGUUUGUUGCUACCAACACGAUCCUGGUUGCAAAGUCUCUGGAAGGAGACACGGAAAUUCCUAUGGGCGAGUUCUUCAAGGGAUAUCGAUCUACAGCCUUGGCACCCAAUGCUGUCGUGGCGUUGUUGCGAAUUCCCGUGGGCCAGGAAUCUGGGGAAUAUCUCCGUGCAUACAAGCAAUCAAAGAGGAAGGAUGAUGAUAUUGCCAUCGUUAAUGCUUCUUUACGGGUGUCACUUUCAGAUUCAAAAAUCGUGACGAGCGCGAAUCUUGUAUAUGGCGGGAUGGCCCCGACAACAGCCCCUGCUAAGCAGACUCAGGCUUAUCUCCUGGGAAAAGACUGGACUGAUCUAGCCACUCUCGAGGUUCCAGGAGGAAUGCCAACUUAUCGCAAAACUCUUGCUCUUGGGUUUUUUUACCGCUUCUAUCAUGAUGUCCUCUCCAAUCUCAAAGGGGCUGCUGUUGACGAGGAAGCAAUUCCGGAAAUCGAAAGAGAGAUAUCUUCAGGCCGGAAGGACCAUGCGGCUGCUGAGGCAUAUGAAAAGAAAAUUCUUGGAAAGGAGGUUCCACAUGUCUCUGCUUUGAAGCAAACUACUGGCCUGGCACAGUACACGGACGACAUACCUCCACAACACAAUGAACUAUAUGGAUGUCUUGUCCUUUCCACCAAGGCUCGGGCAAAAUUAAUCAGUGUCGAUUUCCAACCUGCUUUAAAUAUACAUGGUGUAGUCGAAUACGUCGAUCACACGUGUCUUCCGAACCCGGAAGUCAAUUGGUGGGGCCAUAGAUCUGACGAACAAUUUCUCGCUGUUGAUGAGGUUUUCACGGCAGGUCAGCCCAUUGGCAUGGUUCUCGCUAGUUCCGCCAGAAUUGCCGAAGCUGGCUCGCGAGCUGUCAGGAUUGAGUACGAAGAGUUACCUGCCGUUCUAACCAUUGAGGAAGCGAUCGAAGCAAAGUCCUUCUUCGACCAUCAUAAGCCGUAUAUUAAGAAUGGGGAUCCAGAGGCUGCGUUCGCCGCAGCAGAUCAUGUUUUUACUGGAGUUUCGAGAAUAGGUGGACAAGAACAUUUCUAUCUGGAAACUCAGGCUUGCGUGGCUAUCCCUAAGCCAGAGGAUGGUGAGAUGGAGAUUUGGAGUAGUACACAGAAUCCUAAGGAGACGCAAGAGUAUGUUGCCAAAGUCACUGGCGUUGCAUCAAACAAGAUUGUAUCGAGAGUGAAACGACUGGGUGGUGGGUUCGGAGGGAAAGAAUUCAGAUCGAUCCAAUUAGCUGGUAUCUGUGCCGUGGCUGCCUCAAAAACUAAGCGUCCUGUGCGUUGCAUGUUAAAUCGUGAUGAGGAUAUUGUCACAUCGGGCCAGCGACACCCGUUUCUCUGCCACUGGAAAGUAGGCGUGUCAAACGAAGGCAAACUAUUGGCGCUGGACGCCGAUGUUUAUGCCAAUGCGGGCCACACGCUGGACCUUUCUGCUGCAGUUGUUGAUCGAUGCCUAUCACAUAUUGAUGGUGUCUACAGAAUUCCGAAUGUUCAUGUUCGUGGACAUGUGUGCCGUACAAAUACGGUGUCUAAUACUGCAUUCCGGGGUUUUGGUGGCCCUCAGGGGCUGUUUUUUGCGGAAACCUAUAUGUCAGAGAUUGCAGACCAUUUAAACAUCCCGGUAGAAAAGCUUCAAGUGAUGAAUAUGUACAAGCGUAGUGACAAAACGCAUUUCAAUCAGGAACUUGAUAACGAUUGGUAUGUACCCCUCAUGCAUCAACAGGUCAUGGUCGAGGCCGACUAUGAAUCCCGGCGCGCUGCAAUCACGGAAUAUAACCGGACACACAAAUGGUCCAAAAGAGGACUUGCAAUCGUGCCAACCAAAUUCGGUAUCUCUUACACAGCUGCCUUCCUGAACCAAGCUGGCGCUCUGGUGCAUCUGUACAAUGACGGAAGUGUCCUUGUUGCACAUGGAGGUACCGAGAUGGGUCAAGGCCUCCACACCAAAAUCACCAUGAUCGCCGCAGAAGCACUUGGAGUCCCUCAAUCCGACGUCCACAUCUCCGAAACGGCUACCAAUACCGUGGCCAACACUUCCCCUACAGCAGCCUCCGCAAGCUCUGACCUCAACGGCUAUGCUGUCUUCAAUGCUUGUGAACAGCUCAACCAGCGCCUCCAGCCUUACAGAGAGAAAAUACCCAACGCAACUAUGAAACAGCUCGUGAAUGCAGCAUACCUUGACCGUGUAAACCUGUCUGCCAAUGGGUUCUACAAAACUCCUGGCAUAGGGUACAAGUGGGGCGAGAACAAGGGCCUAAUGUUCUACUACUUCACCCAGGGCGUGACCGUCGCAGAGGUUCACAUUGACACGUUGACAGGUGACUGGACACCUCUUCGGGCAGAUAUCAAAAUGGACGUGGGACGGAGUAUAAAUCCUGCUAUCGACUACGGACAGGUCGAGGGCGCUUUUAUCCAGGGUCAGGGCCUAUUCACGACCGAAGAGAGCCUCUGGCACCGUGCCUCUGGCCAGCUUUUCACCCGUGGGCCCGGCACGUAUAAAAUCCCCGGCUUCAGAGAUAUCCCCCAAGUAUUCAACGUGAGUUUGCUUAAGGAUGUGCAGUGGGAGAAUCUGCGGACGAUUCAGCGAUCCCGGGGUGUAGGCGAGCCGCCCUUGUUCAUGGGCAGUGCUGUCUUCUUUGCGAUUCGCGAUGCGUUGAAGGCAGCACGGAAGCAGUGGGGGGUUGAGCAUGUGUUGAGCUUGGCUAGCCCGGCGACACCGGAGCGCAUUCGGAUUAGCUGCUGCGAUCCGAUUGUAGAGAGGAGUCGGGUGGAGGAUAAGGGGGAUGGGUUUUUUGUUGCUAUUUAG